ACAUAGCGGCGGUGUCCGCCCCGCUCCGGCCCCGCUCCGCCAUGGCCCCGCUGCUCCGGCUGUGUGCCCUGGCCCUGGCGCUGGCCCUGCUGCCCGCCGCCGCCGCGCAGGACGUGGCGGGAGAAUGUCGCCAGUAUACGAACAGGAGCUGUGAAGAGUGCCUGAAAAAUGUCACCUGCCUGUGGUGUGCCAGCAGCGGGAGGUGCAUGGAGUACCCUGUGCGAAGGAUCCUGCCCCCGGCUGACCUGUGYGAGCUCCGCUCUGCGCGCUGGGGCGUCUGCUGGGUGAACUUUGAAGCCCUCAUCAUUGCCAUGUCUGUGGUGGGAGGAACGCUCCUGAUGAUGCUGGGGGUGUGCUGCUGCUGCUGCUGUUGUAAGAAAAAGAGCAAAAAGCCAGACAAGGAUGAUGAGAGAGCAGCCAGGGAGCGGGAGAAGAGGCGGGUGCGGCAGGAGGAGAGGAGAGCGGAGAUGAAAUCACGGCAUGAUGAAAUCCGAAGAAAAUACGGUACAGUGCUGACAUGAGAGUGAUUCAAACUAAGCUUUAGUUGAAGCAGCCUCAGUGACUGUGCUCCCUUCCAUGGUUACAGCUGUAGAUGAGACCUGGCCAGCAGGACAAAYGUAGUCCCUGCUUCUCUUGGCUCAGUGAAUUGCUCUCUGGGGUCAUAGUGURUGAGCCCACACAAGGGCUAUUACUGCUGGGCAGAGAAGAGGGAGUGUACAAGGUUCUCCAGAACCUGUGACCUCCAAGCUGGCCAUGUGGGAGGAGCUGAUGGAGCUUGGCUGGAGGGGAGAAGCAGAAGCUGGCAGCACCAUGCUAAUGCUUGAUACCCUUAAGGCACAGCCCGCCAGUAGCCCAGUGGCAAGCAAGUGGCUGGGAAGCCAGUAGCCUGGGCUGUGGGGCCAGGUAGGAAUGAGAAUGCCCCCAGCUGCAGGAACACAGAGCAAGCACCAAUCCCACCACACUCCCAAUCYCACUGGUCCUCUGUGCCAGAACCUGUUCCCCAGGAGGUGCCUCAGUUUCCUGGGGAUGGGAGGAGCGGGAAAGCAAGUGCAGGAACAGUUUUGAUUUCAUUUGGGUCUGGCUUCUCUGCUUUUAAGUCCAGUCUGACAGAAGGGGAGUGCAGAGGGAAGAUUGGCCAGGCUGCUUUACCUGCACUGUGCAUGGACUGCCUGGGACA
This is a messenger RNA of Malurus melanocephalus (red-backed fairy wren), 1177 nucleotides long. It is a transcript of the gene PTTG1IP, whose product is annotated as PTTG1 interacting protein. Lineage: Eukaryota; Metazoa; Chordata; Aves; Passeriformes; Maluridae. Bases 42 to 521 code for a protein of 159 amino acids. Gene Ontology annotation, biological process: protein import into nucleus. The record is from RefSeq and is a predicted model, not a curated record. The transcript is spliced from 6 exons. Gene Ontology annotation, cellular component: nucleus; cytoplasm.